Messenger RNA from Plodia interpunctella (Indianmeal moth), 8718 nucleotides. It is a transcript of the gene kto, whose product is annotated as mediator of RNA polymerase II transcription subunit 12-like. The transcript is spliced from 49 exons. Gene Ontology annotation, cellular component: mediator complex. The record is from RefSeq and is a predicted model, not a curated record. Gene Ontology annotation, biological process: regulation of transcription by RNA polymerase II. Bases 134 to 7510 code for a protein of 2458 amino acids. Gene Ontology annotation, molecular function: transcription coregulator activity. Lineage: Eukaryota; Metazoa; Arthropoda; Insecta; Lepidoptera; Pyralidae.
AUAAAAAAAUAAUGUCACCGUGUCAGCCAAAUAGUACUAUUUUAUAUUAUUUUUAGAUGAAAUAGCUUCAAUUUUAUUAAUAUUUAUCUGCUUUAGAUAAGUGAAAAUCAUGUGUGUUCUACGUAGUUUUUAAAUGAAAGACAAAUCCUUGUAUCCCGACAUCAUGGGGAUUAUGUACGAGACACGGCCGCUAAAACGGCCUCGUUUAGGACCUCCUGACGUUUAUCCGCAAGAACCUCGUCAGAAGGAGGACGAACUCACGUCCACAAACGUAAAACAUGGCUUUUCUACAUCACCACCAUCCAGCGAUGAAUUCGGUACAGCAAGGAAUUCCAAUUACUCUGCUACUAAGAUUGGCCAGUUUUUUUCUGGAAUAUUAUCAAAAAAAGAGGAAUUAAAUACCCUACCGGACUGUGGUCGUAAAAGACAACAAGUUAAUCCUAAGGACAACUUUUGGCCGGCAACUGCUCGUACUAAACCACAAAUUGAGGCUUGGUUCAAAGACCUAGCUGGGAGUAAACCACUUUCUCAACUGGCGAAGAAAGCACCAAACUUCAAUAAAAAGGAGGAGAUAUUUAUAACAUUGACAGAAUUCCAAGUCUCCAUGCCCAGAGCUGCCUGGUUUAUAAAACUUAGCUCUGCAUAUACUGUAGCCGUGUCAGAAGCCAAAAUAAAAAAACGGCAGUUGCCGGAUCCUACCACAGAAUGGACAACAACCUUGAUAAAGUUCCUAAAAGACCAAAUACCUAAAUUAGCAGAAUACUAUCAAAAUGCUGUGCCUGGUAGUGUUUCUGAUAAAACUCCUCCUUCACAGUCCGGCCAAGCUACUCCUGGACACAAUUCUUCAGGCAAUCCACCAGGGGGCUCCACUCCAAAUAGUACCUCAGUACCUAAUUCUAUGCACUCACCUGGAAAUACCAGUGCACUGGGUUCGUCAACUCCUGGUCAUUCAGAGAGCACAGAUUGGAGGCAGGCGCUCAAACUGUGGAACUACUGUUGUCGCCUUGCCAAGUACAUGCUGGACGAAGGCCUGCUCGACAGGCAGGACUUCCUCACUUGGAUUAUUGAUUUACUUGACAAAAGAGCGGCUGACGAUGGACUGUUAAGGUUGUUCCUACCGCUCGCGCUGCAACACAUGAGCGAGUUCGUGUGCUGCGAGGGUCUGUCGCGGCGCCUCGCCACCACCUGCGCCAAGAAGGCGGCCCUCAUCUGCUCCGUCCUCUCGGAGGCUACUCUGCGCUCUCUGAACCAGCCCGCGGUGUUCCCCAAAACCCCUGACGGCACUAGAGAAACAAACGGAGCGCCAAUGUCGCCGGCAGCUGAAACAACCAACGGCGACGUAAAGCCUAAUAUAGCGAACAUAAAGCGGUCCGGGACCCCCGCCGACCAGAACCAGGGCACUCCAAACCCCAACCACUCCAUAGGUACCCCUAACCCGAACCUUGGCACUCCCAAUCCUUUAGGAACACCCAACCCUCAGCCCAUGGAGGUUCAAGUGAAAGAAGAGAAUGUCUCGCCUCCUAUGGAGACGAAGCCAACCGUUAACGCUGUGGUAACGGCUGCAUUGAAUCCGGUGCAAGUGGGCUUCGGAGACAUUCUGAACUGCCAAUAUCACAGAGAUGUUAUCAUCCAGCUCGCUACCAUCCUGCAGAUAAUUUGCGUGGAAUGUCCAACGGCGAUGGUGUGGUCGGGCUGCGGGUCGUCGCUGGCGGGGUCGCCGCUGGACCAGCUGCCGCUGCCGCCGUCCGCGCUGCCCAUGCCCUACAUGGACUGCGACAGCACCGAGCGACAUCGCCGGAUGGUUUACGAAGCGGAACAAGAGAUUUCCGCCCGGAGCAAAAAAGCUGAAAGCAAAUGGUGUACGGACAAAUGGCAAACCAGUUCACAAGCUCGAGUGUUGGCAGUUCUAGAAGCGUUGGACAGGCAUUGUUUCGACAGUGUGGACACCAACAACAAUUUGGACACUUUGUACAAAGAAGUGUUUGCGAACUGCACGCCGCCCACCAAAGAUGCUAACGAUAUGAAAGAUCCGGAAUGGGCCGCCCCGUACGCGGUGGUGCGAGUGUUGUGCGAGUGGGCGGUGUGCAGCGCGCGCUGGGGGGAGCACCGCGCGCUGGCCGCGGCUGCGUUGCUGGACCGCCGCCAGCACCAGCUCAUACACCACCACGACCACGCCAACCAAGGCCAUGAUGAUAAAGAAUCCAUCAGUUCCGGUACAGGGAUGUACAGUGGCCCGCCAAUAUUCCAAAAUCUACUGUUACGAUUCCUAGACAACGACGCCCCUGUUUUAGAUGAAAGCCCGAAUGCGCCGCCCGGCAAUAGACAGCAGUUCGCGAAUCUAGUUCACUUGUUCGGCGAACUCAUUCGGAGAGAUGUUUUCUCGCACGACGCUUACAUGUGCACGCUUAUAUCUAGAGGUGAUCUGAUAUCCCCAACUGAGCCGACAUCGACCGGCGCCCCGCAGGUGUCGCAGGCCAACAGCUGCAACACCAACCACAACAUGGACGACGAUAUCUUCGCGGGCAUCGACCUCAAGCCCAAGAUGGAGGAAAAUGUACGCAUGGACCUGGACGACUCCAAAAUCGACGAUGACUUGGACAAGCUCCUCCAACAUAUCAAAGAGGACCAGCAAAAUUCUAUGGACGCUCCGGACAGCCCCAAAGACCCCGGGGAGCCCUCGCAUAGUGUAAAUUCUCCAAUGAUGGGACCAAGCGGUAUGUCCAUUCCGGGCAUGCCUUCCAUGGGAAUGGGACCAAUGACUGGUAUACGCACCACAAGCUCGGGCCCGUCAAGCGCGAGCGGCGCAGCGCACGCGGCGGCGGCUAACGGUGCGGCGGCGGGCGGGGCGGGGGCGGGGGCGGGCGGGGGCGCGGUGUCGCGUCACUACCACUACACCAUGCACUUCCCGCUGCCGCCCGCGGAGCCCGACCACACGCCGCACGACGCCAACCAGCGCCACAUACUGCUGUACGGCGUCGGCCGCCAGCGCGACGACGCCAAGCACGCCGUCAAGAAGAUGACCAAAGAAAUAUGUAAACUUUUUUCGAAAAAAUUCUCCAUUGACGUUGCGGAGGGUGGAAAAAUAAAGAAGCACUCUAGAAGUGAGUUUAACUUUGAAGCUGUCACACAGAAGUUCCAGGCGAUGUCGAUGUACGAGCAAGGGGCGGUGUCGUGGGCGGUGGGCGGCGCGGUGUGCGAGGCGCUGGCGGCGUACGCGGCGGGCGCGAUCACGUAUCUGCCGCAGCCCGAGCACGUCGCCUUCGCGCUCGACCUCAUGGAGAUCGCGCUCAACGUGCACGGCCUCAUCGAGACUUGUAUACAGAUUUUGAAAGAAUUAUCGGAAGUGGAAAGCGCGUUGUCAGCUCGCGGCGCCCCGAGCAGCGGGUUGGCGGCGCCCCGAGCGUACACUUCCGCGUUAGCUCUCUACACCGUGGGGGCCCUGCGGCGUUACCACUCGUGUCUAUUGCUGUGCGUGGAACAAACAUCAGCGGUGUUCGAGCAACUCUGCAGACUGGUGAAAUGCGUGGUAAAUCCCGGAGACUGUGGCUCGGCCGAGCGCUGCGUACUCGCGCAACUGCACGAUUUGUACAAAGCUGCGGCCCAUCUCUGCCACGCACCACACGCCGACACCUUCGCCAACGCAUAUCCUAAGAUCAAACAAGCUCUCUACUCAUCUCUCCAGCCGACUCCAUCCAACUACGUGUACAAUCCUCAGUUCCUAAGCGAGUUCUUCACAAAUCCUCGCAAGGGUAAAAUCGAAAUAGCGUGGGCGCGCCAGGUGGCAGAAUCGCCCGCGAAUCGGUACAGCUUCGUGUGCUCAGCCAUGCUGGCCGUUUGCAGGGAGGUCGAUAAUGAUCGGGUAAACGAACUGGGCGUUCUCUGCGCGGAAAUGACCGCGUGGUGCAGCGGACUAGCGGCGGAGUGGCUCGGGGCGCUAGUGGCGCUGUGCGGGGCGCAGUACUACCCCGCCGCGCCCCACGCCGCGCCGCCGCCCUUCUACCCAGACCUGCUGCACCACCGGGACUUGCAUGACGCCGCCGCGCAUGACGCAUUAGCUGUCUUCACGUGUAUUCUUGUGGCCCGUCAUUGCUUCUCACUGGAGGAUUUCGUGCGGCACGCGGCAUUGCCAUCUCUAGUGAAAGCGUUCGGGGGCGCCGGACUCAACGGGAACCCAGCCAACGCGCCAUCGCCUGACACCGGCGCGAGGCUCACCUGCCAUCUGCUGCUGAGGCUCUUCAAGACCCUGGACACGCCGCAGCCAGGUUUAUAUUCCGUGUCGACGUCCCCGGGCCCCGGCGGCGGGGGCGCAGGCGUUCGACUAUCAUGUGACAGGCAUCUGCUUGCCGCUGCGCAUAAAAACAUCGGUGUAGGACCCGUUCUAGCAACACUAAAAGCUAUUCUGAUGCUUGCUGAAUCGCGAGCAUGUGACGGCGACAAACCGGGCGACAAAAAGUCGUGCGAAUUAUCGCACAUAUUGGGAACUAGCGACUCAGGCCCUACGGACGCGCAGCUCGAUCUCAUGUCGAUGGUAGACUCAGAGAUGAGUGGGGGCCAUAGAACGCCUAGAGGUAACGGUGGCGUGGGUUCGACACUCCUGGACUCGUCGCAGUCGCUGUCGUCGCUCGCGCGCCGCGUGUUAGUUGAAAUCUGCUCGGAGGAGUGGGUGCUGCAGAAGUGCCUGCAGAACCCGGAUGAAUUGUACCAACCGGAUAUGCUGCUCGAUUCUAUGUUGACGCCGAAACAAGCUCAAAGACUAUUACACAUGAUAUGCUACCCUGACUCGGCGAGCCACACUCAUCCCGAUCUCGAUCAGAAGACUAUGAUCACUAGAUUAUUGGAGAACUUAGAACAAUGGUCCCUACGGAUGUCAUGGCUGGACUUGCAGUUAAUGUUCAAGCAGUUCCCGAACGGUUCGUCGGAACUGAACGCGUGGCUGGACACCGUGGCUCGAGCCGUCAUCAACGUGUUCCAGCAGGUGGCGCCCCCGCCGCCCGACAGAGACAGAAUGGGCACCGACCGUGGAGUAGUGAGCACGAGUAAAUGGCCUGAAUCCGUGUGGCUGGUGGCGCCGCUGGUCGCGAAACUACCGCCCGCUGUGCAAGGCCGUGUACUCAAACAAGCGGGACAGAUAUUGGAGAGUGGUUGGGGCGCGGGCUGCAGCGGCGGCUGCGCGAGCGGCGGCGGCGGCGGCAGCGGCUCGCAUCGCGACUGCAAGAGUCACCAGAGCCCUAGCUAUAAAGGGUCAAGUGGAGGCGGUGGGGGCGGAAAACGCGGUGUGAGCAGCAACUGCAGCGGCGGCUGCGGCUGCGGGGGCAAUGCGGUGCGCCUCGCAAACGAACCGUUGCUGUCUUUAGUGCUCACUUGCCUCCGACACCAGGACGACCAAAAGGAAAGCCUGUUGAGUUCGAUCCACGCGCAACUCCAACACUACCUGACGCACGCGCGCGAUCACGAGCGCGCCGCGUGCGGAGACACGUGGCAGGACGAGGCGGCGCCCGAAGCGCUGCAGCUGCGCUUCUCCCUCGCGGGCGGCAUGUUUGACGCUAUCCGCCGCUCCUACCAGCUCACCUCUGAUUGGGCGGUGCUGCUCACGCAACUGUUGGCGCAUCAAGUCAUUGACGCUUACAACAACAGCCUAUGCCGCAGCAACUUGUUCACCACUCUAAUUGACAUGCUGGCAACACUGAUCCACUCGACCUUGGCCGAGGGCGGCGACGACAACAACCGGAAGCACUACCAGAACCUGAUGAAGAAGCUGAAGAAGGAGGUCGGCGACAAGCACGGGCCCUCCGUGCAGGCCGUGAGGCAGCUCCUGCCGCUCUCCAAGAAUACUAUCAUCGAGGUAAUAGCGUGUGAGCCACUUGGAUGCUUAAUGGACCAAAAAGGAAACAAGAUAUCUGGAUUCGACAGUGACAAAAAACAGGGUCUCCGGCUAACAGACAAACAGCGCGUGUCGAGCUGGGAGCUGAUGGAAGGCGGACGCAACCCCGCGCCGCUGUCGUGGGCGUGGUUCGCCGCCACCAAGGUCGAGAGGAAACCGCUCACCUACGAGACUGCGCACAGAUUACUGAAGCACCACACACACAGCUUAGUGAAACCCCUCAGCUACUACCUGGAACCGCUGCCGCUACCGCCGGAGGACCUCGAAGCCAACGACAGCAAGCAGGACAAUGGCAGUUUGGAUUCGAGCCCCACAGGCGCAGGCAAGGGCCGCUCAAGAUCUUCCUCGGGCAAGAAGAUGAAGAAGGCUAAAGCUGUGACGCCGACGAACGGCAACGGCGUGCCCAAUCCGAACGCGGGCCAGCCCGGCAUGGCGGCGGCCAACCAGCAGCCGCAGUUCAUGCAGCAGCCGCAGCAGUGGUUCCCCACGCCGCAGCCGCAGCCCGCACAGAACUACUACAACCCGCCAGGAGUGAACCCUCGCGGUGUGGCGCCGCCCUCCAACACCCAGUCGAAGCAGGCGCUCAGCAAUAUGCUGCGCCAGCGACUGCCUUACAACCAGAUGGCGCAGAUGCAGUCGAGCGGAUACCCGGGAGCGGCGCACGCGCGCGCGCCCUACCCGCGCCCGGGCAUGCGGCAGAUGCAGCCCAACCAGAUGGCGGUGGGCCAGAUGCAGCCCAACCAAAUGGCACCAAUGGGGGCAAUGGGCGGUAUGGGUCCUAUGAGUCAAAUGGGUGGUGUUCAAAUGGGCGGGCAGAUGGGCGCCGGGCAGAUGGCCGCCGGGCAGAUGGCCGCCGGGCAGAUGGCCGCCGGGCAGAUGGGCGGUGGGCAGAUGGGGGGCAACCAGAUGGGGGCCGGGCAGAUGGCCGCCGGGCAAAUGGGCGGCAUGGGCGGCCAGAUGUUCGGAAACCAGUACGGCGGGAUGCAACAGGGUUACGGCUUUGGACAACAGAUGAUGCAAGGUGGACAGCAGCAAAUGAUGAACCAGGGUAUGGGCCAAGGAGGGAAUCAAAUGGGGCAACAAGUCAACACGAUGGGGCAAGGGGUCAAUUCCAUUGGUCAAAACGUCGGUCAGAUGAACCAGGGAAUGGGACAGACCGCCCAAAUGCCACAGGGCAUGGGUCAAAUGGGUCAAGGCAUGAACCAAAUGGGGCAGCCCAUGGGGCAAAUGGGUCAGAUGAGUCAAGCCGGAGGUAUGGGCUCCAUGAACAGCCAAGGGGGUGGCAUGGGACCACAAGGGGGUAACUCAAUGGGAGGCUUCCCGGGGCAACAGACAUUCCAACAGAAUAUGAUGGGCGGACGAGCGAGCCAAGAAGCAUACUUGGCGCAACAAAGACAGAAUGCGCGGCCGCAGUACAUGCAGCAGGCACCCAAUGUGACGAUGGGCGGCAUGGGCGGGCCGACCCCGCCUUACCCGCGAGGGAUGCAGCCUCAACAAACUGCGCAGUACCAACAACAAAUGACGCAACAACGCAUGCGACAACAGAUGCUGGCCAUGCAACAACAACAACAAGGCCCGUUGGUGCAGCAUCUGCAGCGGCAACAGCAAUAUCAGCAGCCGCCGUACUAAAACUAAUCACGAACAAGACUGGCAACCCUAACAUGCUACCACGCUUUGAAACGCGUGUGGCCAGAGAUACUAACGACCAUAGAUGGGCUUUACGGCCAGUAUUUUCUACAGCUUAUUCGGAAAAGUUUCAGCGUAAAUUUGUAAGCGUUGUGUUCGUGGAGGAAUUUUUGAUAAGAAAUUGGGAAAAUACUUGGCGUACUUAGUGUGGUUGCUUACCACCAAUUCUUACCUACAUUUACGAAACAUUACAAAACCUUCUGGACCAUUAUGUUGAAUUCUAGUAUACUUUUCUUUUAAAUAGAUCAAUUGUUGCAAAAAACUUGUUCAAUUUUUUGUCGGAGUGAUUGAUUGGGCUCUGUGGGUCGAAAGAUAUUGUGGACUAAGACUAGCACUGCGUGAUACGAUCCAUUACCCACUGCGUGAUACGGAAUGCUAACGCCUAAAAGCUAUCGAGAAUUCUGGAGUCGGUACAGCUAGUUAAUAUAGAGGCUAUUUAAUAUGGAGCUAGUUAAUAUGGAGGCCCUGGAUUUUUUAAAAUAUCCAAUGUAAACAAAGUAAGUUGAAUUUAGCUCAGUUUAUUUAAAUCAUUUUCACUGGAAAUGCAAUAGAUCUCAAUCGAAGAAACAUUUUGCUAUUUCUGUUUCCAAAUAUUUUCAUGCAUCUUCAUCUUAACUGUAAAUCACUUUUUAAUUAUCUGAAAAGUAACUUAUGUUCAUUUAAGAAUGUAAUUAAAUCUAUAAUCAUGUUAGAUUAAAAAAGUAUCAAGUUAUUUACUCAUUUUAGCAAGAAAAUGGUAAGAACAAUUCACUUAUUUCUAAGAAACAAUGUUAGGGUAUACUAAUUUCGAUGUCGAUGUCGAAGUCCGUUCGCUCUGAUAGUGUUGUCGGUGGAAUUUAUUUUCAAUAUUUUUUCAACUUCCUAGAUGAUUUUGGUUUUAUGUGCUUAUCUCCUGGUAUUUGUUUGGAUUAACAAAGAUCACUAUCAAAGCCAACGAACAUUUAGCUUUAUUUAUUUAAUAAGUAUUUUAUUUUUAAUAAGUAUUUUAUUUGUAUUCCUAAAAUCUCAAAUCAACCUUUACAUAUUUUUAAGUAAAAUAAUUGUUUAUUGAAUGGCAUCACGCCACCAUUCUGUUGUAAAUAUAUAAAUGCUGACAAGACAUUACAUAUAUAUGUAAAUAUUGUUUAUAUAAAAUAUACAAUUUAAUCUAA